Paramuricea clavata is the source of this 811-nucleotide messenger RNA. The record is from the annotation of a GenBank genome assembly. Lineage: Eukaryota; Metazoa; Cnidaria; Anthozoa; Malacalcyonacea; Plexauridae.
AUGCUGGAUAACCAGUUCCCCUGGCUCGUAGAUUCACAAAGUUUACCCGACAAUUAUCACACUGCACUUGCUACGUUAGAAAGAACUGAAAGAAUGCUUAAGAAAGAUGACCAAUCGGCUAAGAUGUACAAGAGCCAAAUGGACGAUAUGGUCGAUCGUUGUGUAGCAAGAAAACUAUCAUCCGAAGAAGUAAAAAGCUGGACUGGCCCUCUCCCAUUUGGCAGUUGUAAACCCGCAUUCCAAUUCUACGCCCGUAAGAAUUGUGUUCAACUCCAGCCAAACGCACAAAGGUGUUUCGUUAAACGCUUGCCUCGCAAAAGGUCCAGACAGCUACAUGAACAACCUGGUUGGUAUUCUUCUACGUUGGACAGAGGAAAGAGUAGCGCUAAUCGGAGAUAUUCGAAAGAUGUUCAACUCGGUUUAUUUGAAGGCCUUGGAACAGCAUUGUCACCGUUUCCUAUGGCGAGAUUUAAAGCAGCAUCGCCCACCAGACAUUUACGUAAUACAACGAGUCAACAUGGGCGAUACACCAGACCCCGCCAUCAGCACAGAAGCUGUCUACAAGACCGCGGAGUUGUAUCGAGAGGAUAGUCCACAAGCCGCAAAUCUCCUAAAACAUUCCAGUUACGUGGAUGAUUUGAUUGACUCACGUCCAAGUAAACCCGACGCGUUAAAGAUUGCCAAGGAAGCCGAGGAUAUCCUUACCAAAGGAGGAUUUGCUGUAAAGGGCUGGCAAUUCAGUGGCGAAGCACAACCUCGCGUGAAGGAAGAGUUGUUAAUGGACCUGCCAGAAAAGAGUAUUGAAAGCUAA